This is a messenger RNA of Oncorhynchus nerka (sockeye salmon), 4996 nucleotides long. Its product is annotated as WD repeat-containing protein 26. NCBI's taxonomy places the organism in Eukaryota, Metazoa, Chordata, Actinopteri, Salmoniformes, Salmonidae. Bases 292 to 2121 code for a protein of 609 amino acids. Gene Ontology annotation, cellular component: GID complex. The transcript has 14 exons. The record is from RefSeq and is a predicted model, not a curated record. Gene Ontology annotation, molecular function: protein binding. Gene Ontology annotation, biological process: proteasome-mediated ubiquitin-dependent protein catabolic process.
CUCCUUUCCCACCCGGGGCUUCGCCGGCUUCUAACCACGGCCGCUCUCGGUGAGGAAACUCUGGCCUCCGCUUCCUCCUCCUCCGACUCGGACACCGGCGGAGCGUCGCCGCCCCCACGGAAGAAACACCGAGCCUCGGCGGCGGAGGGAGCAGGAGAGUCCGGGGAUUCAACAGUUGCGACAGGCCUUUCUGGAGUUGUUUUGGGACUUGCUACUACUUCUCCACAUCACCAAGCCACCUCUGCUAUUCACUUUAACCGGACCCUUGUCAACAAUAUCAGCGGCAAUAACAUGCAGUCAAACGGGGCAGGACAGGGACAGGAUUCAGAGCUUUCCUGCCUGAACAGCGCGCAAAACGGGGAGUCAUCCUCGGCUGGGGGAACGCACUUCAACGGGCUUCUGGUCAGCACAAACAAUGGGAAUGGUGUCGGUACCAAUAACGGAGCCGGACCGGGCUCAGGGACUUCCACAGCCUCUGGUUCGGAGGUCGGCUCCAUGAAAAAGAAGAAACGCCUUUCGCAGUCGGAGGAAGAUGUCAUCCGAUUAAUAGGACAACAUCUCCACGGGUUAGGGCUAAAUCAAACAGUGGACCUGCUAAUGCAGGAGUCGGGCUGCAGACUGGAACAUACCUCAGCCACAAAGUUCCGCAACAACGUCAUGGAGGGGGAGUGGGAAAAGGCUGAGAAUGAUCUCAACGAGCUGAGGGCACUGAUGCAUUCUCCCAACGCUAUUGUGCGUAUGAAGUUCCUGCUCCUGCAGCAGAAGUAUCUGGAGUAUUUGGAGGACGGGAAGGUUCUCGAGGCUCUGCAGGUGCUCAGGGGAGAGCUCACGCCGCUCAAGUACAACACGGACCGCAUCCAUGUUCUCAGCGGGUAUCUGAUGUGUAGCCAUGCAGAGGACCUGCGCGCCAAGGCAGAGUGGGACGGCAAAGGCGCAAAUUCACGCUGCCGACUGCUUGACAAGCUACAGACGUACCUGCCCCCGUCGGUGAUGCUUCCCCCACGCAGGCUGCAGACCCUGCUGAGACAGGCUGUGGAGCUGCAGAGGGACCGCUGCCUCUACCACAACACCAAACUGGACAGCAGCCUGGACUCUGUCUCCCUGCUCCUGGACCACGUCUGCAGCCGGUCAGCAACACACUCAGGGAAGCAGUUCCCGUGCUACACGCAGCAGAUCCUCACAGAGCACUGUAACGAGGUGUGGUUUUGUAAGUUCUCCAACAACGGCACCAAGCUGGCCACCGGCUCCAAAGACACCACCGUCAUCAUCUGGCAGGUGGACCCUGAGAGCCACCAGUUGAAGCUGCUGCGGACCUUAGAGGGCCAUGCCUACGGUGUGUCCUACCUGGCCUGGAGCCCUGACGACGCCUACCUGAUCGCCUGCGGACCCGAUGACUGCUCCGAACUCUGGCUCUGGAACGUCCAGACGGGCGAGUUGCGGACCAAGAUGAGCCAGUCCCACGAGGACAGUCUGACCAGUGUGGCCUGGAACCCUGACGGGAAACGCUUUGUCACCGGGGGACAGAGGGGACAGUUCUACCAGUGUGACCUGGAUGGUAACCUGUUGGACUCGUGGGAGGGCGUGCGUGUGCAGUGCCUCUGGUGUGUGGGGGACGGCAGGACUGUGCUAGCAUCAGACACUCACCAGCGGAUCCGGGGUUACAACUUUGAGGACCUAACGGACAGAAACAUAGUUCAGGAGGACCAUCCUAUCAUGUCUUUCACUGUUUCCAAGAACGGAAGAUUAGCUUUGUUAAAUGUAGCAACUCAGGGAGUGCAUCUUUGGGACCUGCAGGACCGAGUGUUGGUGAGGAAGUACCAAGGUGUGACCCAGGGCUUCUACACCAUCCACUCCUGCUUCGGAGGCCACAAUGAAGACUUCAUUGCCAGCGGCAGCGAAGACCAUAAGGUCUAUAUCUGGCACCGACGCAGUGAGCUACCCAUUGCUGAACUAACAGGGCACACUCGCACAGUCAACUGCGUUAGCUGGAACCCCGCCAUCCCAGGCCUCAUGGCCUCCGCCUCGGACGACGGCACUGUGCGUGUCUGGGGCCCCGCACCCUUCCUCGACACACAGGUGGUCGACGGGCUCAAUGAGAACUGCAGCAACAUGGACAGUUGAUGGUGACAUUGGAAUGGAAAACUUAUUCUCUUUUACAUCAAGAAAUAAAACGAACCAACAAGAAAUAAACAUCAAAACGAGAACGAAAUCCAAAACCUUACAAAACAGAAAAGUAAAUCAAUUGUCUCAUGACCGGGCAAAACUAUGGAGGUGAGGAUGAAAACACUCUUACAAAACUAGGUCUUCAUCCAAAACCAGAACCAGUGACUUGGAAGACCAGUGACCUGGGAAAUCGAUCUGAUCCAUUGGUACUCCCUGCUGGCUCCCUCUUCUUCCACCCCCUUUCCCAGCAAGGCCACAGCCACACCAGGGGCUCUCCCCUGAAUAUUCCCCUGGAAACCCACCUCUUCCCUGGGCCUCAGGCACAGCAUCACGCCCCUGACCCCUUCAGACAGCCAUUACAGACCAUCUACAUGGAUUGGACCGUGUCUGUCAUCUGUCUCUCUCACCUACCCGUGUGUGUCCAUGGGGAGGGUGAUGGGGUGUUAAAAGGGGUGGAGGGGGUUAUAGCAACUCUUCCGUUUAUUAGUUUUUCUGUUCUCCUUUCUCCUCUUGCUCCUUUCUUCGCACUUGAGUUGUUGGAUGAAAGCAGAAAAUCAACACAAAACCAACCAACCGACAAAGAAAAACUCAAAGGCUAUGCUUACUUUGAUUUUUUUUUUUACGAUAGUCAUAGCAUUCUUAUUGUUAUCAUUUAACAGGUGAAUCCUAGGGUUGAACUAGGAGUAGUGGCCGUGGAGUGCUUUAGUGUGAAGAAUACUCUCUCAAUUAGGAAAAGCUAAUUUUAUCCCUUGUUUAAAGUCUAACACGGACACACUCGCGCCAAUGUCCCCCGAGUCGCACCCUCUGACUCCCCCUAUCUCCCGCUUCCGAGCUUAAGCUAUCAACCGCACAGCUCACAGUUCCACUAGAUCUGCCUGUUGGGAGGGGGUAAAGGUCAGCUGUCAAAGGUGAGAGGUCAGUGGUAGCUGGUGUAGUGUGGUUGCGUCUCCGCUGUAGGGCCAAGCGUGAACCAGUCCUCGUGUUGAGUAUCUCUAAGAAUGACAUACUCUUGGAUGUAGAGGUCUGUACAUGCAACUAUUGCCGUACACUGAGGACUGCACCUGUCCUUCCUCUGUGUGUGUGUAUGGAUGAGCUUGUGUGUAUGGGUGAACUUCUGGGUUUUUGUUUAGGUGAGUGAAUGCAGGGGCAUGCACACCAGCAGAAGAUCAUGCUUCCCCCUCCUCCCCCAGUGAAAUUAUAAAGAGGAUUUUAAUCCAUUUUCAAAUUAAUCCAAAACCCCAGAGCGACCUCUAUCUGUGGAACAAAUAAUACUUGGAGAGCCAUUUUGUAGAAACUCUUUUUUUUUUUUUUUACUUGGGCUUUUCUUUUUACAUUUGACUUUGCUUUUUUAUAUAUUUCUCCUUAACAACACCUACCAUUGGAAUGGCACUGAGAUACCGGAGUUGGAUCAGUUUUGUGGGAAAAUUCACAGCUUUACAGAGUUUUCCCCUUUACACACACACCCCCGCCUGUCCCCUCCAGACACACACCCACAUGUACGCCCAAAACACGUCACUGAGGUCUACCCCUAGUCACACCUUUGACAGAGCUGGAUAGGUAUAGGCAAGGUUUUAUGGGUGGAAGUGAUCAUAUUGGAAUCUGGCUCACGCCACACUUCCAUGCACCCUACACAGUACACAGUAGUGCAGCGUUCUUAUUGUUAAGCAUACAGAACCAAACACAACCUCCGGCAUAUACACAGGCAUAGCUGCUCCAUCUUACAUAGGCUUACAGCCCUUACUGAGCAAGACUGAUUUCUGCACAACACCCCUUUCUCUCCAGCCAAGUCCUCCUUUUCAGUGAUGAAGGCACCAUACAGAGCUUUCUUCCUCCCGAUUCGGGGUAUGUAAUGACUAUUUGCUAUGGACUGAUAUUAAAUGUUUAAAAAGAACGCUUUUCUGUCCGUUUUUAUGAAAUAUUUUCUUACUUUCAUUUUUUGUUCUCAUUAUAUAAUUUCAUUCUCUCUCCCUGUAUUAUCAUAUUAAAAUAUAACCAGACAACUGGUGUCCUAUAUAUUUUUUUUAAUUCAUCUUAUGAUUAGUUUUGUCUUUCGGGUUUCAUUUUUACUUAUCCACUACUUCUUACAUAUUAAUAGUGAAUAUGCACAGUAACACUCAUGCCAAUAUGAGUGGGUUGAGUUAUGUUUUGGGAGUGUGUUACCUUAAGAAUCAGGUUUAAAAUGUCCACCCCUCGUCUUUUAAAAGUGAGACAUUGUGCAGUGAUUCAAUACUCAUGUCUCUGUGGAAUAUGUCCAGGACAAAAAAAUUGUGCUUUUUUUUGUGCCACUGUUGGUUGCGUUUGCUGUUUCUACCCCUACCAAAAUCAAAGCACUUGAGACUCGAUCGUGGCUCUGUAGGUAUGUGUGAUUCCACGAUCUGUGUUUCACAUUCUGGAAUGGUGCUUUUCCCAUUCUAGAACCUUCCAUCUCUUGGACCCCUGAAUGGACUUGAACUGCCCAUCCACACCUUAUGUCAUGUCUGAGGAGUUGAGGCAAAUAAAAAGUGAAGAACCCAAAAGCUUUCACAAAGUUAUAAUUCACCUGCUGGUGACAUGCUAUGUCUGAAUGCAACUUGGUGUCUACUCUUCCUUUGUCUUGGAGUUUCUAGGACUGUUUAUGAUUUGAUGCUAAUAGCUAUCUUAUUUCUCUCUCUGGAGGUGUUGGGGCUGGGUGGGGGAGUAAGGGUUUACGGUAGCAGAUUAAAAGAGUAAUUGUGGGACGGGGAUCUGUUUGCAUUUGUUUUAUUUACAAAAGUGAUUGUACUGUUUUGUAUCGUUGUGUAGGAGAAGUGUUGUGUGCAUAUUUUCAAUAAAGCUUUCAGGGUUUUGAAAAAGA